This is a messenger RNA of Babesia bigemina, 4623 nucleotides long. RefSeq lists its product as hypothetical. The coding region runs from base 1 to 4623 and encodes 1540 amino acids. The transcript has a single exon. The record is from RefSeq and is a predicted model, not a curated record. NCBI's taxonomy places the organism in Eukaryota, Apicomplexa, Aconoidasida, Piroplasmida, Babesiidae.
AUGGGAUUUUUGAGUGGUGUUCUCAGUAACAUCUACAAGCAUUUAGGGCAGCAUAAAGAGACAAUUACAGAUGCAAUUAACACUCUUAACACCAAUAAACACCUUGGUAAAAAAGGUUUUAAUGUUGCGAUUGGAAGUGUGGUCGAAGGGGUGGGGAGGUAUAAUGAGAAGGUGAAGAGGUCAAAUGAAAAUGUAAGUACGCCUAUAAAAAUAUUUCAUGAUUAUAUUGAAAGUGAAUUUAAUAACACGUUUGAGACGAUUGAAGUCAAAAGUGUAUCUGCCGACCCUGAUAAUGAGGAUAAUCAGGUCAAGGCGGCGACCGAUCUGGCGGAGGCAUGUCUUGGGAAAGCAAAAGAUUUUUGCGGAGCCAUAAAUGAAAACAAGGAUAACGUAAAUGACCUAAAUCAUACUCUAAUGUUAAAAGUAUAUGAUGUGAAAGACUGUAUUGAGCAUGAAAUUAAGCGCCUCAGUGAGUUGUCAACCAAAGAAAAAAAGGAGUUGGAGGAGAUGAGCGCUUUGGUAAAGAAAAUGUUAAGCGAGCUAAAAAAACAGAUAAAUGAGGAAAUUGAGAUGCAAGUAAGAUCGUUGGUGAAGCAUUUGAAAUCGCUGGUUACUAAAAUUAGGGAUAAGCUCAUUGAAGUUGAACAUAAUAUGCAGCAGUACGUGUACAAUUUAGCAACGUGGAUGGAAGAUGCGCAGAGAAUCUUGGAUGAAGCUCUACGUAAGGUUGCAGUCAUAUUAGGAGACAUUGAUGGCACUGGAAGCAUGAGCGCUGAAAGGAUUAAAACAACUGCUGACUUGAUUCAGACGGAAGCCGGAUUGCUACAUAGGCACUUUGAAUCUGCUAAGUCUGAAUACGAAAAGCUAUUUAAGCUAAUUAAAGGGAAGAGUGGAGAUGGAAAUGAUGAGGAAUGCGUGAUACAUAUGCUAGAUGAUGCGGAAAAUAAGGUUAAUGAGCCGAAGAGCUUGGAAGGAUUUAAGAAAACGGAUGAAUGGGGAUUGAAAAAUGAAAUAGAAGGGCUCACCAAAGCAAUACAUACAAACGUUGAGAAUUAUCUGAAGUAUGUGAAGGAGGCUUUGGAGGCAGGGAUCCAGAAGGCGGAUAAUUUCAGUCGCACGACGACACCCGGGCUCAACGCUAUGAUUGAUCAUUUGGGAGAGGAUAUAAAAGGUAAACUUGGCACAUUCGGAUUGUUGUUCACAACGGCAAAAUCUGACACAGAGAAGGGGGGUCUGGGUUAUUGCUUUGAAAUUUUAUUGUACUAUCUUAAUUCCGUAAAAAAAGAUAACGCUGUGGGAUGGGAAAGAUUUGUUCAACUCAUCGGCACCAACGUUACAUCAUCAAUGAAAGAUAGAUCUAUUGCAGGUGAUUUCAACGAAAAACUUUUAGAUCUAGUUAAUGGCGCUGUAAUUAACGGUAUGGGAAAUCUUCAGGAGGCAGUCACUGCAAUCGUUCAAGACAAACUUAAACCUCUUAAAGACGAAAUCAGUAGUAUUAUUCAACAAGCCGAAGAGUCCAAAAACGCGAUAAGAGAUCAUGCCGCUGAUGUGCUCGGUAGAUUCGCAGAACUGAGUGCAAAUAUAACGAAUGCAGGCGGCAAUGCCAUGGGUAUUUUACAAGAUUUGAGAAAUACGAAUAUCGGAGUACAGCUCAAAAAAAUUAAAAAGCAGAUCAACACUUUGCAAAGCGUUAAUUUGCCAUUAGCAAUUGAGUUGUCUCACACCUUUGUUAGUAGAGAGGCCGACGAUGCCGGCGAGGGUGCUAUCACUGUGAUAAAGAAUGUAGUUGAGAAUCAAGUCGACAACGUAAGUAGAGCACUUACAACUCAGACGCGAAAACAUUAUGUUACUACCAUGCGAUUGCUACUCGACGCCUUUGCCGCCAAGGUUACCGCCGAACUCACCAACCUACCCGAGGCCAUUGAAAAGGAUAUGCAUAUCGGAUUUAAAGGGUUCAUGGAGGCAUUCGCUGGUGACAAUGAUAGGAACAUUAAGUUGCUUGAGGGCCAAAAUGAUGCAAAGAGACUGCAAGAUUUAUCGUACGCAUUCAACGCUUCUUGGCAACCAAUGCACGAUUAUCUCAACAAGGAGAUCAAAAGAGUAACAAACGAAAACAAUAAGAGAAACCCUAAAAGUGAGGAUCCGCAACCAUACUUAACUGGUCUAUCUAAAAUCACCGAAUCGCUCAACGCGCUACUCACUCACGUCACCGACAAAAACAAGUACGACUGCCAAAUCCCCGGCCUGCUUGACUCACUGGAAUCGGCGGUUAGUGACCUAACUCCACAGGGGUUCUCUAACCCGAACAGCGCCAUUCUCGACGGAAUCACCAGCGGGCUGGGCGGCUUGAUUGGCGAACUGAGAAAGACAUACAUCUCUACGUAUGACGGUGCGAAACAAAUUAGUUGGGACGAACUGUUUGCUAACAAAGAAACGGAAGAGAGCCGUCAUGCUGCGAAAGUUUGUAUGUCUAUUUUUAAAGUGAUUUGCGAUGAUUUGACCGAGUUGCAUAAGCAGUGCACGGAGCAAGCAGAGUGGAAAGGACGAAAAAUAUACGAAACCUCUGAUGCGAGAGGUAACCCUCUGGGGGACUUCUUUCUGUCACGCGGCUAUAAGAUACCAUCCGCCAACAGCAAUCAGGACGGUGAGUUGCAAUGCUCUGUUGGCAUGAUGGGCAGGCACAUACUUCGUAACCUUAAUACGAAUAUUCAAGACGCCCACUAUAAUGUGCAUCUCAAGGAUUGCCGAGGCAAAGAAUCGCAAAAUAGAUUCAAUAUAGUUGGCAUUAUUACUUGCAUCAUCCAACACGUCAACCAAUAUUAUAUGGUCUGUCACCUACCAACUGUACAGUCAUCUAAGCUGCCAUGCAACAUCUACCAGAUGCUCUCAUGGCUCUGCGGGCUUACGUAUAAUCCGGUGUACCCGCAACUAUCGCUUAACGCAUUUAGCGAUUUUUUCGAAAAGCCUGAACACUCUGCGCCAGCUGACAGUGAGGACGUAUCCUUCGAUGACGACACCGCCGACGCAUUGCCAGCUUAUCCACAUGAAGUCAGCGUUGCAAAUCUCUCGACCACACUUAUGGAGGUAUGCCAUCAUUCGUAUGAGGUAUUGUGUGCAAUACUAGGCCACGGACACGCAGGUGGUCGUUACGCCUGUGAUUUCAAUACGAACCCGGACAAGUUGUCAUAUCCAAGUAAUCCGUCAAAGUGUCUAGACCUAUGCAUAGAAAUACUGAUUAGACUAUAUAAUCAACUCUACUUCAUAUACGUUCAGUGUCAUCGUGCAUCAAACGCUGUAUCGUGGCGUGAUUGUUAUUAUGGUCGGCACGUGGGCGGUUCGUCAUGGGAGUGCAAUGAGAUACAAUGCGCUGACCUAAUUGCCAACCAAAGAGGUGCCCAAAAGUGUAACCAAAACGCUGACCAAACGUGUGAGCAACACCCGAAGUGUGGCAUAAAGUCGCCUCUGCAGUCAUUCUUGGAGGAUGGUCUGCCUGGGUUUCUCCCUCACCCCUUCAAAACACCCAAUUGCAAACUAACUUGCGAAGCGCCAAACCAUCGUGGCAUACCAUGCAAAACUCCAAUGGGCUUUGCAGAUAUCAGUGUAACGGCGUCACAUACAAAAAAAGGAUCGCAUCUCGCAGAUGCUUUAGCAGCCUUCUGCGGUACACCUAAUACACCCUUGGCUGCAAUCUGCGCCUCACUUACGUGCUUGUUACAGCGAGCUCCGCGGACCUUGGACGACAUGUUCUCAUUCUACUACCAUCUACUUAAAGGUUGGAAUGGUAAUAACAGCAAACGCAAUAUGCAUAAAAGCAAUGCUUUUAACGAUGCCGUCAGCAAGGCCCAUUUCGGUGAAGCAUAUCCAGAUUUGGAUAUAACCACGAUAUUUAAGGGCAGCGAUCACAAGACCGGUAAUCACGUUAACGGUGAGCUGCAUAGUUUAUUUACGUGCGAUUACGGUAACAAAACUGAAAUGGAAUGCGGCCGGUAUAUGCAGCCAUUUGGCCACAAUAUAUGGACAGUUUUCUCCGAAGUCAAUGCCGACAAAUAUCUCACUUGGAUUGUCUAUCUCACGGAAGCAUUUUACGAUUUACUCAAGAAGCUGUACGAAGAGUGUUGCAAAAACUGCAAAACCCCAGGAUCACGGUGUCAUGGUAAGACGUGUCACCAGAACUGUUUAGUUUCCCAUACCUCCACUCAUUCUAAAAACUGUAGGUCAAUUGCUCAGUGCCCAUUCACACGUCCGACAUUAUGCAAAUACGGAUUUGUAUUUCAGAGCGAAUCAAACCUCAGCGGAACCUAUGGCCCGGAAACGAAACGAACGUGCCAAGACUUCUGCAACGCAUUAAAUAAGGUUUUGAAAAAGGGUAAUGUUCUUGGCGAUUUGACAUAUAUCACCAUUCCGAACUUCCUUUGGAAAAUUAGAGAAAAAUUCUUCUGGCUCAAUGUAGCCCUCUGGCUCCUCUCUCUCCUCUACCUCAUACACAUCAUGGUCAUCCGCCUAGACCUCCUCCACAUCAAAUCGCAUUUGAAUAGUCCCUCGAGUCAUCGUAUCGCUGCUCAAUCACUACUUGCCGCCGCACGUGUUAACAAGCUUAACAGGGUGUUUUAUCUGCAACCAUAA